CUUCCCCGCACGUGCGUUCAGCCAUACAACACCACAACCUUGAAGCUUCCCCGCUACAACACGCCAUCUGCGAAGUCACAAGUAGUAUCAGCGAAUCACUCAGUUAGACCGGUCACCUUCACAAAUGCCGUGUGCCACGAGUGCCGUCCAACAUGAUGUCGUCUCGAGAGUGCGUGGGAUGCUUCACAUAUACUUAGGCACGCCACUAUGGCAUAUUCUAGGAGUGAUGUCCUCUGUAUGCUUUGCCUAAUACAAUGGUCGAGCAACUCCAUGGUGCCUUCUUCGAUAGGAAUAGUCUCCCUGCGGACAUGCUAAUGCGAUGCCAUCAAAUCGCAAUAGGGCUUUAUCCACAUCACCAGAUAGAAUUUCCCGAAAAACAAGGUUACUGCAGCUACACACUGAUCCUCGUCGACGCUCUGUCGCCGACGAAGGCGUCCAAGAUUCUACAAUUCAAGCCUCCACCAUUCCGCAUCAACAUCGCCAUCGCUGAUGCCGCGAAAGAUACAUAUGGCCCUCUCGCACCCGCCGUGAAAGAAAUAGGCUCAGUACCCAUCGACCAUGCCGCAGCCAGCAAAACACGUCUGUACGUCUACGAGAUGGAGCACAUCACCGGCACCCCCCUAAGCUGCUCCACGCCGACCCUCAAACACCGCGAAACCCUAGUCGCACACUUCGCACACUUCAUCGCCAGCGCCUGGCCGUCCACAUCCCAGCUCACCUCGCAAGCCCAUCUCCAGACCGGCCUGAUCGGAUCCAGCAUCAUGCCUCGCCUGACGCAGCUCGCAGCCCAGCUACCCACCCUCACCCUCCGCCACGCAGCGAAGCGCUGCAUAGCGCGCGUCCAGGAGCUCAGUCGGUUGCCCGUGGUGUUGAACCACGGCGACCUGAUCGCGUCGAACAUCAUGGUUGAUGCGCGGACUGGUGCGCUGUGUGGGCUGGUGGACUGGGCGGAAGGCGAGCAUCUGCCGUUUGGCAUGUGUCUGUACGGACUGGAGUAUCUGCUUGGUGCGGUCGACGAGGGAUCGGGCGCGUUUGUGUAUGUUGGCGGUGCGGAGAGGCUGAGAGGGCUGUUCUGGGGCUUGCUUGGUGAGAGCGUGCCUGUGCUGCGGUGUGAGGAGGCGGUGCUACGUGAUGCGGUGCGGCUUGCGCGGGAUGUGGGGGUUUUGCUCUGGUUUGGGUUUGCGUUUGAUGAGGGGAGGAUUGAUAGGGUUGUUGAUGAGGUUGGGGAUGCGAGGGAGUGUGUGCUUUUGAGGACGUUUUUGGGCUUGAAUGAGGAUAGUAGGGCGUGCUUGUAGGCUGGGUCAACUAGUGGAUGUUGUAGGCACUGUGAUCAUAUAGUUCAUGUUGAAUUUAUACGUUUCAGAGUGUUCGCUACGAAUAGUCACAGAAUAGUACUCGACUACGAGCUUCACUGGUAAAUAGUAUGCUCCUGUACUGGGAAUUGUGAUGUGUGAAGUGUAGAUCGGAUAUAGUUUCUUGACCUGAGCCUUCGAGAGAACAUCGAUGGAGAGAACAAUGCCAUAAUACUGCUAAGUUAAGAGAGCAGACCAAAUGCAUGUAACGCAGGUUCACCGCAAAUCAUAAAAGAAAAUUGUCUAAUUUGCCA
Messenger RNA from Pseudovirgaria hyperparasitica, 1606 nucleotides. RefSeq lists its product as uncharacterized. The coding region runs from base 255 to 1295 and encodes 346 amino acids. The transcript has a single exon. The record is from RefSeq and is a predicted model, not a curated record. Lineage: Eukaryota; Fungi; Ascomycota; Dothideomycetes; Acrospermales; Acrospermaceae.